AUGGCGCACCCACGAGCCUAUUUUUCCCUGCCCGUACGACCAUUCCUUUCACGCCAAGCACGUUGCAGUCGUAUAUUCCUGCAAUCCCCCAAAAAAGCAUGCAUUGCACGAUAUCGCUUGCAAAGCACCAAGACGGUUAUCGCAGAUACUCCGCCCAAUGAAGAUGCUGUGCCCGACGAGCCAUCACCAGACCUGUCGCAUCUGAACCCCUCUCCGGAGGAUUACUCGCGUUUUAUUUUUCAGGACAAAUGUCGGGUGACGAUGCAUGCUGGAGCUGGUGGUCAUGGGUGUGUCGCGUAUCUUCGUGAGAAAUAUGUCGAAGAGGGACCGCCCAAUGGCGGUGAUGGUGGUAGCGGAGGGGGUAUCUACAUUCAGACAGUCGAGGGUCUGACCAGUCUUCACAAGUUGGCUCGCCGAGGUGUUCUUAGAGCCAGCCGAGGCAGAAAUGGACAAGGAAAAAGCAAGGGUGGAAAGCGAGGUGACGACAUCCUCAUUCAAGUUCCCGUUGGUACUGUGGUUCGAGAAAUCAGUCGCCAUGACCCAGUCGAGGACGCAUGGGCGCGCAUCAGAGAGGAAGAAGAGUCGGAACAGAUCUCCAAAGAGGAGCAGAAAAUGUUCGGAAAUCCAGAUGAGCUUGAGGAUUCAGAAGAUUUAGAAACUGGUCUGCGAGAAACAGAAGAACCGGAGUUCAACUCCAUUCGGCACGAUCGCUGGGUGCUUCACCCGUCCGCGAAACCAUCGGACUUCCUCAUGGUGGAGUUCCCGAAGUCAUAUCCUCGGAGACAGAAUAUAGCGGCGAUGGAACCCAAGGCACCGAUCUGGCUGGACCUCUCGAAGCCUAUGGAUAAGCCUUUGCUUCUGGCUGCUGGUGGUGCCGGUGGACAGGGUAACCCACACUUUUCUACGCGCACGAUGGGAAGACCAAAGUUCGCAUCUCGUGGUGAAGGUGGAAUGACGUUGGAGCUCGACUUCGAGCUCAAGCUGCUUGCAGAUGUUGGACUGGUUGGAAAGCCCAACGCUGGUAAGAGCACACUGCUCCGCUCUUUGACCAACAGUCGGACGCGUAUUGGAAACUGGGAGUUCACUACACUGUCUCCCCAUAUCGGAACAGUCAUUACCGACGAUAUGAAGGGUCGUCCACUUGUCGCGUCAAAGGAGCGUCGAACCCACUUUACAAUUGCCGAUAUUCCCGGCUUAGUCGAAGACGCUCACCUUGACCGAGGACUCGGUCUCGGGUUCCUCCGUCAUAUUGACCGCGCUGGCAUUCUAGCAUUUGUGGUUGAUCUCAGCCAUGGCGACCCCGUGGAGGAACUGAAGAAGCUGUGGCACGAGCUUGGAGAGUACGAGCGAGUGCGUGAUAUGGAUCCUGACUCUGCUGGAGAUGACAGCGUCAUUGACUGGAAUCCGUUCGGCAACAACGGUCCGGAACCUGAAAAGAAUCCCUUCAGAGAGCCUGGCAGUUUGACAUUAAACACCAAUCCUGAUGGCACUCUGCCUCGCUUGAUGAUGACACCUCUACAUCUCAAGCCUUGGUUUGUCGUGGCUACUAAGGCAGACUUGGAAAAUACCCAGGAUCAAUACCGGGCUUUGCAGGAAUACCUGUCGGCUGUGCAAAAUGGGUCAAUAGAGCACCCGUCUGGUCAUGCUAAGGCAUGGAAGGAAAAGGUCUGUGCUGUUCCUGUCAGUGCCCGAAGAGGCGAGGGUGUCUCUCGCAUUCCCAAGUUGGUCAUGGAGCUUCUGGAGUGA
This is a messenger RNA of Penicillium antarcticum, 1746 nucleotides long. Its product is annotated as GTP-binding protein Obg. The record is from RefSeq and is a predicted model, not a curated record. The transcript has a single exon. Gene Ontology annotation, molecular function: GTPase activity; GTP binding. The coding region runs from base 1 to 1746 and encodes 581 amino acids. Lineage: Eukaryota; Fungi; Ascomycota; Eurotiomycetes; Eurotiales; Aspergillaceae. Gene Ontology annotation, cellular component: mitochondrion.